AUGGUACAUAUUGGGAUCCCCCAAAAUUACACAGCUUCACCCUCAAGCUUGAGUCAUACUCCGUCGUUGACCAUUAAUCGUGAAGUCGCGCUUGAUCUUGAUUCAAGCAAUGCCUUCGAAGGUCCUGAGAAAUUGCUAGAGGUGUGGUUCAGUCCUGCCGCUCAUGACUUACAAGGCUGUUCACAGCCAUGUGGGUUGAAGGCUGUUCCUGCUGGAAUCUGGAAAUCCAUGCUUGAUCUCGUCAACUGCAAAGUUCUAUCAAUCAUCGAGUCCGAUGAUGUUGAUGCAUAUUUACUCUCCGAAUCGAGCAUGUUUGUCUUCCCUCACAAGCUUAUUUUGAAAACUUGCGGUACGACCACCUUGCUCUGUGGUUUGCCGCGGAUUCUGGAGAUUGCAACCCUUUUUGGUGGCUUUGAACGCUCAACUGCCCCACCAUCUCGUGGAAUCGCUGUCGCUGCUGCUCCAUAUCGCGUCUUCUACAGUCGCAAAAAUUUCCUCUUCCCUGACCGCCAACAUGGUCCCCAUAGAAGCUGGCGUGAUGAGGUCCAUACUCUAGAUAAGCUUUUUGUGGGAGGAAGUGCAUAUAUGAUCGGCAAGAUGAAUGGCGAGCACUGGUAUCUUUAUCUAACCGAACCACAUACCAUAUUAACACCGCCUGCUAGUCCUCAAAGCAUGGACAGCCCAAUCACCGAGACAAAAGAAUUGAAGCUCCCUUCGUCUUUGGUUCUCGAUCGUGGACCUAAGGUCUGCGAAGGGGAAGAUGAGACACUUGAAGUACUCAUGACUGAUCUGGACGAGGACAAUGCCCAGCAAUUCUACCUUGACCAUGCGAGUGCGGUCGCAGAGGAUCAGUGGAGAGGCUCUCAAAGAAGUGAAGAUGAUCAUGUGGAUAUUUUCAGCAGUACUUCAUCUGAAGCAGGUGACUUUUCCGUCAAGGACGAAGCGUUCCCAGAAGAACUCACGACUGAGGGCCAUGCUCUUGGUACUGUGGUUUCCGAAGCCUGUGGACUCUCAGGUGUCUAUCCCCGAGAACACUACCCGGAUUCGCGUGUCGAUGCAUAUCUGUUCACUCCAUGCGGCUUCUCCGCCAACGGCGUCAUCCCUGCCCCGGAUGGCGAGCAAGGCACUCACUAUUUUACUGUCCAUGUUACACCUGAACCCAUUUGCUCUUAUGCGUCCUUCGAAACCAAUGUCCCUGUUGGUCAGAAGGGCCGAGAGACCGUCGAGAUCGUCCAGCACGUCGUGGACAUCUUCAAACCCGGGCGAUUCUCGGUGACUCUCUUUGAAGCCAAAAGCUCAUUUGAAGAGCAAAAUGCAGCUGGUCACGAUGCAUUGGCAGAGAUGAAAAUGUUGGAGCGGCAGAUUGCACGUCGGACUGCCAAGAUGGAUCACAUCAAGGGCUAUCGUCGCGUUGAUCGCAUAGUCCAUGACCUCGAUGGAUAUGACUUGGUGUUCCGCUACUAUGAACGCCAUGACUGGAAGGGUGGUGCUCCCCGUAUUGGCGAGAGGGCUUUCUGA
Exophiala aquamarina CBS 119918 is the source of this 1518-nucleotide messenger RNA. Its product is annotated as adenosylmethionine decarboxylase. Gene Ontology annotation, molecular function: adenosylmethionine decarboxylase activity. Bases 1 to 1518 code for a protein of 505 amino acids. Gene Ontology annotation, cellular component: cytosol. Gene Ontology annotation, biological process: spermine biosynthetic process; spermidine biosynthetic process. Lineage: Eukaryota; Fungi; Ascomycota; Eurotiomycetes; Chaetothyriales; Herpotrichiellaceae. The transcript is spliced from 2 exons. The record is from RefSeq and is a predicted model, not a curated record.